Molecule: messenger RNA, 2472 nt
Organism: Parnassius apollo (apollo)
Lineage: Eukaryota; Metazoa; Arthropoda; Insecta; Lepidoptera; Papilionidae
Source: the annotation of a GenBank genome assembly
AUGCAUCGUCUUUUUGCUGAGCUGGAGCCAUCUUUAACCGUCACAGAGCAAAACCUGGCAGACCGAGUUCGGUAUAUCUUGCGCUCAAAUAUAUUUGAUGUCGCCGAACUCGAACGGCUACGACGUGAGGCUGUUCCCUCGUCGGAUGAGAAUGCUACGGCUGAGGAUGCGGCGCCACAAAUGGUAGAGCAACCCGCAAACGUGGAUGCCGCCGUGAAUACCCCAGUUGUGGUUGAUUCAAACGAUGAUGGAACAGUCGCCCAGGAACUGGAAUUAGAGCAUAUGAGGAGUACAUUGGAAGAGGCGAUUAUGGAAACGCGCAGUACGCCUCUCGAAAAUCGACCGCGACUUCCCCGCAUAGCCCUAAGCAAGCGAAAUCGGGCUGUCGUGAGGGCUCUGAACCCAAUGCUGGUGACCUAUUUGGAAGCCCGCCGGGACCUUUGCGAGACGCACUCAAUUCUUUUUGGCGCCGCGCUGGCAGUCUGCCGUAUCAUAGGCGCCAAGUUUUCUACGGCUGGACGCGCUACUGGCCAUAGUAGCGCUAUCCCAGCAUGGAGAAGAAGAAUUGAGGAACGUAUCGCAAAGGCUAGAGCUCUCAUCGGCAGACUGAUAUGCUUCAGAUCAGGCAACAACAGGCCAAGAAUUGUGCGCACCGUCAGGAUGGCGUUUGCUGGGACAAAUGUGAGUUUGUCCCAGCCGGAUAUAACGCAAAAACUGACGCGCGCGAUAGAUGAUCUGAAGCAGAGAAUCGCUGCUUGGGGAAAGCGGAUUCGGCGAUAUACCGAGAGGUCGACACGGUUCAACCAGAAUCGUCUCUUCCAGAGUGAUCAGAAGAGGCUCUAUGAAUCAUUGGAGCGACCAAUGGUAAGUGGAACGCGUCCAGCACCGAAUCAGGCCGACACAGUAGCAUUCUGGCGCGGCCUGUUGUCAGAGCCCGUAAACCACAGCGAGGGCCCUUGGACGGAAGUUGUGGCGAGUCAGUGUGCGGGUAUUACGCCCAUGGACCCCAUCAUCAUAACGCCGGAUGACGUAGCUGAGGCGGUCCGUAGGGCCCCGAACUGGAAAAGUCCGCGGCUUGACGGGCUGCAUCACUACUGGCUGAAGGAGUUCAUGGUGUGUCAUUCUGUGCUCGCCCGACAGUUUCAAGAGGCUCUCAAUCAGAAUUCGCUCCCAAGCCUCUUCACUACUGGGAUCACUCAUUUGGUUCCUAAAGAUCAGGAUGCCACAAACCCGAGCAAAUACCGCCCCAUUACGUGGCCGCUGCCUGGAGGUCGCCAGGGCGCGUCUGGAGCUGGCGCUGGACGCGACAGCAUGCGGGCCGCCAGCCAAGCGCGGGGUGUUGCAAGACCACCUAGCAGCCCCCCGCAUCCAUCAUCCCAACCAGAAGGCUUGGUGUCGGCUGGGUCUUCUCGGACUCAGCAAGCGGCAUCCGCCGCUGGUGGAGCACGUCGCAUGCGUUGGUCUAAAUCAAUGAAUGAAAACGCACUGCGGACGUAUUUUAGGGCAAAAGGGGAAGAAACUGGAUGUUUGGCGUAUCGGGCUCGGAUGCAUCGCUUUUUUGCAGAGAUGGAGCCAUCUCUAUCCGUCACUGAGCAAAACCUGGCAGACCGAGUUAGGUACAUCCUGCGCUCCAACAUAUUUGGUGACGCCGAAAUCGAGCGACUACGACGUGAGGCUAUUCCUUCCUCGAAUGGAAAUGCUACGGCUUGGAAUGCGGCGCCACUAGAUGCGCAACAAACUGCAUAUGUGGAUGCCGCCGUCAACAUUCCAUUUGUGGCUAAUUCAGACGAUGAUGGAAUAGUCUUCCACGAACUAGAGAAAAUAAGGAGCAUAUUGGAAGAGUCGAUGCUGGAAACGUGCAGCAUGCCUCUCGAGAAUCGACCGCAACUUCCCCGCAUACCCCUUAGCAAGCGAAAUCGGGCUGUCGUGCGGGCUCUUAACCCAAUGCUGGUGACAUAUUUGGAAGCCAGCCGGGACCUUUGCGAGACGAAUUCAAUUAUUUUUGGCGCCGCACUGGCAGUAUACCGUAUUAUUGGCGCCAAACUUCCCGUGGCUGGACGUGCUACUCAAAAAAGUAGCGCCAUCCCAGCCUGGAGAAAAAGAAUUGAGGACCGUAUCGCAAAGGCAAGGGCCCUUAUCGGCAGAUUGACAGGCUUCAGGUCGGGUAAUAAUAGACCGAGGAUUAUACUCACCGUUAGGAUGGCGUUUGCUGGGACAAAUAUCAGUUUGUUCCAACCGGAUAUCACGCAAAAACUAACGGAGCGUAUAGAUGACCUGAAGCAAAAAAUCGCUGCUUGGGAGAAGCGGAUUCGACGAUUUAGCGAGAGGUCAAGGCGGUUCAAACAGAAUCGUCUCUUCCAGAGUGAUCAGAAGAGGCUCUAUAAAUCAUUGGAGCGACCAGAGGUAUGUGGAGCGGGCCCAGGACCGGAUCAGGCCGACACUGUCGCAUUUUGGCGUGGCCUGUGGUCAUAG